AUGGGAUUCUCCCUGGCCGCCGCUGCCCUGGUGGCUGAACUGAUCUUCGUCGCCGCCGCAGCACCGCCGCCGCGAACGGCGGAGGCGGCGGCAGGCUGUGGCGGUGCCACCGCCGCCGCGCAGGAGAUGCGCGCCGCCGGGUACUUCUCCUUCGUGAUGCUGAUGAACAUGGCGGCGCCCCCCGGCUCCGCCGCCGCGGAGAACGCCACCUUCCUGAUGCCCUCCGACGAGCUGCUCUCGGCGGCGCCGCCGCCCUCCGGCGGCGAUCUGGCGGCGUUCCUCGCCAGGCACUCCAUCCCCGCCCCGUUGGCCUUCGAGGAGCUGCAGCUCCUCCCCACCGGCACGGCGAUUCCCACCUCCGCCGUGGGCUUCAACCUCACCGUCUCCCACGGCGGCGGCGCCGGCCGCCGCCGCCUGUACCUCGCCGGCGUGGAGGUCGUCAGGGCCGACGUCUGCUCACCGGAGGGCUCCCCGGUCCGGUGCCACGGGAUGGGCGGCGUGCUGGGCACCACCUCGCCGGGGUGCCCAGCCCACGGCGGAGCCACCGCGGCGCCGCCUCCCCCCGCCGCCGGUGGCCCAGCUCCCCUCCACACACGUCUUUUCGCCGCCACCGCCGCCGCCGCCUCGUUCCUCCUCCUGUCCUGA
Spirodela intermedia is the source of this 645-nucleotide messenger RNA. Lineage: Eukaryota; Viridiplantae; Streptophyta; Magnoliopsida; Alismatales; Araceae. The record is from the annotation of a GenBank genome assembly.